Molecule: messenger RNA, 1988 nt
Organism: Oryzias melastigma (Indian medaka)
Lineage: Eukaryota; Metazoa; Chordata; Actinopteri; Beloniformes; Adrianichthyidae
Gene: irg1l
Product: immunoresponsive gene 1, like
Exons: 6
Coding region: 141-1628 (495 amino acids)
Molecular function (GO): lyase activity
Source: RefSeq, a predicted model, not a curated record
UUUGGGCCCAUUGUGAACCUGGGAGUAUAUAAGACAGGUGGAUUUUCAAUCCAGGAAAGCAUCAGCAUCCUUCACACCGAAGCUUCUGCACCAACAACAAACAAGCAAGACAAACUCAGGAGAUUUGUCAAACUGAAACCAUGCUCUCCACUCUACAGAAAAGCCUCAAAGCAGGCCAGGCUGUCAGAGGACUGCACAAGUCUGCAGUGGGAGUCUUGAAGCGCCCGACGCCUGAGGACACGGUCACGUCCAGUUUUGGAAAGUUCAUCAGUGAAAUCAAGCCCCAGCACCUGUCCCCCGUCGUGCUCCACCGCAGCAAAAGGAUGGUGCUGGACAGCAUCGGAGUGGGCCUGAUUGGAAGCACAACAGAGGUGUUCCAACUGGUCCUGCAGCACUGCCAGCACAUGUACGCUCCUGAUAACAUCAGCUUUGUGUAUGGACGCAGGGGCACCAAGCUCUCCCCAACACUGGCUUCCUUUGUUAAUGGAGUGGCGACUCACUCCAUGGACUUUGAUGACACCUGGCACCCGGCGACCCACCCCUCAGGAGCUGUGCUCCCCGCUGUGCUAGCCCUCAGUGACAUGAUCCCAGCUCACAGCAAACCCAGUGGACUGGACUUCCUCCUGGCCUUUAAUGUGGGGGUCGAGAUCCAGGGUCGCCUGAUGAGGUUCUCCAACGAAGCUCACAACAUUCCGAAGAGGUUUCACCCUCCCAGUGUCGUGGGCACCAUGGGGAGUGCUGCAGCCUGUGCUCGUCUUUUGUCACUGGAUCCCUCUCAGUGCAGUCAUGCCUUGUCUAUUGCUGCUUCCCUAGCUGGCGCCCCAAUGGCGAAUGCCGCCACUCAGUCCAAACCCCUUCACAUUGGCAACGCUUCUCGCUUAGGGCUUGAAGCUGCUCUGCUGGCCUCCAGAGGCCUUGAGGCCAGUCCUUUAGUCCUGGAUUCCGUUGAAGGGGUGGCGGGCUUUAGUGCUUUUUAUGAAGAUUAUGUCCCACAGCCUUUGGAGUCACCCUCUGAUAAUGGCCACGUGUUCCUGCUGGAGGAGCAGGACAUGGGCUUCAAGCGUUUCCCUGCACAUUUGGGGAUGCACUGGGUGGUCGACGCUGCAGCCUCAGUUCAUGAGGUUCUAGUAGGGGUCGAUGCUGGGAAGGUCUCCCCAUCCCAGGUCCAAGACAUCCUUCUCAGAGUCCCCAAAUCGAAAUACAUCAACAGGCCUUUUCCUGAGUCUGAGCAUGAGGCGCGUCACUCGUUUCAGUUUAACGCCUGCAGUGCCCUUCUGGACGGAGAGGUGACCGUGCAGAGCUUCAGCGAAGCCGCCAUGAACCGCCCGGAGCUGCUGGCCCUGCUGAGCCGCGUUCGGCUGGAGCAUCCGCACGACAACCCCGCCAACUUCAACCUCAUGUACGGUGAAGUCCAGGUCACGCUCGCCGGGGGGGACAUCCUGAAGGGCCGCUGUGACACGUUCUACGGUCACUGGCGCAACCCGCUGACCAACGAGAGCCUGAGAAAGAAGUUCCGGUACAACGCCGGGGCGGUGCUGCCGUCAGAGAGGGUGGAGCAGCUGAUUGAGGUGGUAGAAGACCUGGACAGACACGAAAACUGCAGGGUCCUCCUGUCACAACUGCAAUAAAAACCAGCGCGAGAAAGUAAAACGUACUGAUGUAAAAAUGUGGGUUGAAAUGUUUACUGUCGCAGAUGUGUUACUGUUAUAAGAAUGGAACCAAUGCUAUGCUAUAUUUUUGAUCAAAUCUGUAAUAUUAUGCAAUUACAAAGAUUUAUAGAUAUAUAUCGCUCUAUAUUAGCAUAUAUAUUUUGUAGUUGUUUAUCUUCUUUUAUUGGAUUGCAUUUAAUUGUAAAAAGACGGGGGUUGGUGCAAACUACUGUUUUGUUUUGUCUAUUUUUGUUACUUAGAUGUCACUCAGAUAUAUGAUGUUAUCCAAAUGAAGUUGUAUAUUUUUAUUGGUUUAUGUGACUAUUUUAGCACUGUUGG